AUGAAGACUUAUCACCGGACAUCACCAUUGUGUGCAUCAUUUUCUGUCCUAUCUUGGAAGGUGUUUGAUAUAAUGGAUAAGAACACUACUACAUUCAGAUGUUUUUAUCGAGUUGAUGAGACCUCAUACUUAUGCUCUAGUUUGGCACUUGUCAGUCUCACUGGGACCUAUCUUUCGUUAUAUACCCAAUAUACACAUUGCCUUAGUAAAAUCUCUUAAUUACAGUGACAGAGGUUGCCUCCGAUUUAUAAUAUGGGGUUAGGGAGACUACGUAUGGACAAAACAUAUAAUUGUCCUUAGUUCAAAUUAUUUAUAGGCACAGCUCCUCCUAGACCUCCUGCUAACAAACUGCGGACUCAAAUCUACACAUCCUCUAUAAAUCUGAAAUGUUCAUUCAUAUAUCCUAACAAUCUUUAAUUCGAAAAUUGAUCAUUCUCCAACGCUGCAAUGCGAGUCUUCUCGCGCACAUUGCAUUGGUAAAUUGCAUUGCAUUGUGAGCCUCUUCACCAUGUCACCUGAUCAUUUGCAUUGCAGCUCCCACUUAACAUGUACCUCAGCAAGUAGAUUCGUCACCUCGUUGUUUCAUGCCAGUGAACUUGUUUUGCGUCACACGUAAACCUUCUCGCGUGCAUCACCCAAAUGCUAAUACAUGACACCAACAAAUCUUCUCACAAAUGACACCAAAGCUCCCACUCCAUCAGAGCAACACCAGCGCACUCCCACAACAUGGGAACCAUUUCAGCAUGUGUUGCCUAUGUGGACUCCAUGGGUGAAACUCCCCAUGCUUGACACUAAACCACGCAAAAAAAUGCAUGCUGCAUAUGUGACGUCGCAAUAGGGUACUUGAAAUAGGACAUCACUUCCAAAAAAGAACAGAACAAAAAGUUUUUAAAUUCAAUAAUAUCAAAAAUAGCAGUAAUUUUCCAAGUCGAUCACAGGAAUGUAAUAUAAUAUCUAGUAAUUAUUCAGAAUUUUUCUCAAUGAAUACGAUUUUCUAUGAAUUUUAUACUAGGAAAUAAAAAGGAAAUAUAUUUAAAAUUCACGAAAAAGGGAAAUAAGGGCGCGGGCAUCAAGAUGACGUCAGCGCCUAGCAAACGCGAAUCGGGCGGAAACAGAGUUCCGCCCGGCGAUUCUUACGUAAGCGAUUACAGAUGAUUUAAUUAAUCAAAUUAAGAUCUGUAAAAGCCGGAAGAAUCGUAAUAGAACAAAGUAUAUUUUGGUAAAUUAAAAUCACAAAGAAAUAUCACUAAAUGAAGUGUAAAGUAAGUUUAAAGUAGGAAAACAGAGUUCCGGCAUCGCGACGGCGAUGCGUCGGCGAUGCACCGGAAUCCUGAGCGUUCGGGAGGAUCGUUGUGUAGUGUCCACGGCCUUGAAGGCUCUCCUUGGACAAAGACGACGUGGGCAAUCUCUAGAUCUUCUCGCGAAGUCUAGAGAUCAAUGAAAUGGGUCGCUGAGUCGUCUCCGGUGGCUGUCACCCGGCGGAGCGGAAAAACGGCGACUUUGCGGCUCUCCGGCGGCUGUCACCCGACGGAGAGGAGCUGGAUGGAGGUGGGGCGCGUGUCAGGGAGCUUCAUCCUCAGGUCCGUGCAGCAAGAGGAGGCUCUUCAUCGCAUCUGGUACGCUCUUAGGAGGUGACGACUCCUCUCCCGACGGAUCGUCCUCUUCCCGACGAUGGCUUGUUCGUCGAUCAAUCGGAGAUGAUUUACUCGAUGGGUUCGCGAUCCUUUUAUCGCGAAUCGUUCAGAAAUUUUAGUAGCAAUGCUCUGCGAAUCGCGUUGACGAGAUUUUCGCCGAUGAUCCAGCGAUUCUCGUUGCUUAAUCCUUCGCCGGCGAUCUGCAGGAAAGUCGCGAUAAUCAGAUAAAAAUAUAUGAGUUUAGACUCUGGGAGGAUUCGAACCCGCGCCGGUCGCCCGCCUGUGAGGAAGGUGUGACGUGGGUUUAGUCCCACAUCGGUUGUGCGCCGAUUUUUCGGGCGAAUAUAUAGUAAUGUUAGCUUCGGAAGCAAAGUCACUUCUCUCGCGUGUACGUCCACUCCUUGCCCCACAGCCGGCUGGCCACUGGUGACGUGGACGGAGAGUGGCGCACACGUGCCCCUAUCGGUCCAAGCUAAGCCGCUCGAGCCCCUGCUCGCGGCUACUACCGACUGCGCUUCCGACCCGCUUGCGGGCCCGGCUGGCCGGCGGGUCCCCCCAUUUUGCAAUAUUUUUAUUUUUAUUUCUUGUUUUUCAUUUAUCUCAAAAGUAAGACUAUAAAAAUCGUAUAAAAUCACAUAAUUACCUAAAAAUUCACGUUAAUCAACUGAAAACCACUUUUCACACUUUAACACAAAUAUAAGUCUAUUUAUCAUGAGUUAAGGCUAAAACUAUAUUAUUUACUAAUUAUUAACUCAUGAUAAUGAAGACUUAUCACACCCCCCAACUUAAAUCAUUGCUAGUCCCUUAGCAAUGGAAUUACGAAAAUAAAAAUUUACAAAUUUCAAACAUCAUAUUUCAAUAUAAAAAAAAAAAAAUACAAUUAGAAAUGAUGCACCUUUAGACACUUUGCACUCUUAUAUCAAGUAUUUAAGAAUGAUGUCAAGCACUUAAAUGUUUAAACACUCCUUGGAAUAACAAUCUAGACUUCACUUCUUCUAUUCACAUCUUUAUCACUUCUUCACUCAUAGAUGUAUUUACAAGAUGUUCCAAUUAUCAAUACUCAUCCAAGAAUAAUAUUGAUCCUACAUUUCUCUUUUUCUAUGGCUUGAUUUUUGAAGUUUGCACUAUAUUUCUUCUCUCUCUUUUUUUUUUUAUAUAUAUAUAGUGGAUAAGUAGCUUUUCCUGUAGACAAAUUUCGACAAUAAGAAUGAUGUCUCACACCCUCCAUGUGUACUCUUCAUUUUCAGGGCUUUCACUUUAUCCACUUAUUUUGCAGCAAGUGUUUUUCUAUACACGAUUUUCGACAAUGAGAAUGAUGUCUCACACCCUCUAUGUGUACUCUUCGUUUCUAGAUUUUUCACAUUGCUCUCUCUUUUUUUUUUUUUUUUCGAAAUAAGUGAUUUCUCCUCACAAGUCCUAUAGAUCAGGGUGCAAAAAUCUCUAUUAAACUCAAAUGAUCAAUCAAAUUUUCACAUCAAGUAAAUAUUAUCCAUCAAGAUCAUGAAGUGAAAAUCUGUAAAAUCAAAUCCAUGUUAUCUAUCAUGUAUCCAAGGAGUAUUCCAACAUUUCAUGCUACUAGAUCAUUCUUUUGACUCAAUAAUAAUCUUCCUAGUAUCUUUUGGUAUCAAUCAAUCUAAUUGAUUUAAUUUUUCAUUCAUGCAAUAUGAUGUAAGAGAUUUGUAAAUUAGAUAGUUCUGACAGUUCUGUUUUCUAUUUUCAGUUCUAUUUUUAGCAGCAAUAAAUUUGUCAAAAAUAAAUCAAAACUAUCCUCUUUAUAGCUGUAAUUUCGAAUUUCAGUAAUAUAUAUCUAGGGGAUUGAAAUGUGAGAAAAGGUUUUUCUAGAAUUUCAAAUUUCGGGCUGUUUUUUUGUCUACUGUUUUUGACAGUCUGUUGUUUCUGACAGAAAACCAGAAAAUAGAUGUUGCAAUUUUUCCGAAUUCGGCGAUCUUUUUUUUAUUUUUUUAGUUGCUGUUCUAAGUUGAAUAAAAUGCAAACACAUGUUCUUAAUCGUCCUACAGCAUAAAUUAAUAAUGAAUACUUCACCCCCCAACUUAAAAAUGACAUUGUCCUCAAUGACACAGAAAAAUCGAAACAGAAUAUGCAGAAAAUAUAAUUUUCAAGUGAAGCAUGCAUAUAUGCAAAGUUUAGCAUUAAAAAUGUUGUCAUAAAUGAUAAAGCUCUGAAAGACAUCACCUCAACCUCGUUUUUAAUUUUCACUUCGUCUUACACGCCUCCUCCUGCACCUUUUCGAAAAAACAAAUACAGAAACAAGUACUGCGAAAUUCUAAGAAAAACAGAGCUAAAAAAAAAUCAAACAAAAUGAAAUAAAAACCAUGGGUUGCCUCCCAUGCAGCGCUGAAUUUAAUGUCUCCAGCUGGACAGCUCUUAGAUCAUAUAAGAUGAUCUAUCGCCAUCAAAAUAUAUUUGUAUCCCAAGGUAAGUUUCAUGAUAUUGUUUUUCAGAUUUAGCAUAAAUUCGUAUACUUCAUAUAUAUACCUUGACAUACUUUCAGCCAAAACAAAAUGGAAAUUAACAAAAUUUUCCCAAUAAUAUUUCCAUUUUGAAAAGAAUCUUUCCUCAUUUCUAUCUUGUUUUGUAAGGCUUUCAUUCAUUAUUAAAUACUUCCUAUUAAUAGACCAUAAAAUGUGAUCAGGCCAUAUAAUUUUUGAAUUAGCUCUUACCCAAUCUAAAUUUUUUUCAUCUAAAUUGAUAUCUCUAAUUCUUCCAUUCAUCCAUUUCUUAAUGUCUUCUUUUAUCUGCAUAAUCUUCCCCUGCUCCAUUUUAUCUUCCAUACAUAUUUGUUUAAUUUGUGAGGAGUGAAAUAUUUCAAGCUUAGAAGUAAUUCUAAUGGGCUGUGGGUUUUGAAGGAUGGAAGGAUUGUCUUCUUUAAUCUCAGAUCUAAUGAAUUCAGUAAAAUUUAAAUUUUCUCCUCCAAAAUUAUCUCUAUAUUCAUAUUCAUUAUUUUCGUUUCUCCCCAUUAGUUGAAUCAACUCUUUUUCUAGCUUUUCAUUUCUCAACUCAUCAAAUUCUUCAUCUUCCCAAGAGCUAUCUUUUAAUUUCAGUAUAUGAUAUACAUCCUCCUCUCUAUCAACAUCCAUGGCUGCAAAAUUAUGAUCAGAUUUAUUAAUUUCGUCUCCUACAUCAACUGAUUUUUCCUCACUUGAAAUAUGUUUUUCUUCAUUUCUGUCCAUACUCCCUUCUACUAAAAUUUGGAUGAUUUUUCCAUGAUCAGCUGCUGUUUCUUUAUCUAAGGACUCUUUCUCCUCAUCAUCCUUACUAUAUUCAUUCAUCAAUUGUGAGCAAUAAAUGAUUUUAUUCAAAUUUUCUGCUACUAUAUUUUCAGCCUUAAUAUUCUCAUUUACUUCUAAUGGCUCAUCAAUUUCUUCUAAUAAUUGGAAAUAAGGAUCAUGUAAAAUAUUCUCAAUCAAUGUAUUCACUGUCCUAACAUUUUCAUUUCGUGGGUUUUUUUCUAAAUUUAACCAGCUAGACUCUCUUUGCUGAAAUCCUACUGUUGGAUAGUUUCCUGAAUUUUCUAUGGGCGGACUAGGUGGCUGUCCCUCUUCUCUCUUAUUCCCAAGAGCCUCUAUAAUUUGUUUCUGGUGCAGCAUCAUUUGAUUCAUAGUUUGUUGCAUCAUUUGGCUCAUAGUUUGUUGCAUCAUUUGGCUCAUAGUUUGUUGCAUCAUUUGGCUCAUUUGCUGCAUCAUUUCUAUAGUAUCAUGUUGGGUUUGAGAGGGCUGAUUUUUCUGAAAUCUGUUUUCUUGUUUUGGACGAAAUUCAGAGUUUGAAUUGGAUCUAAGUGCUUCUAGAUUUUGAAUAUUAUUUGGGUUUCUCCACGAAAAAUUAUUCCCCCAAUUAGGAUUAUAAGAAUUAGAAAAAUAUUCCCUAUUUUUACUAAAAUCGUGGGGUACCUGCACUUGUUCUUGCCUAGGAUGAUAUUGAAAUUCGAAAUGAUCAUUUUCACCAUACAUAGGAUCUGUACUAUUUGAAUUAAAUUGAGGGUUAAGAGGCUUUCUAAUAUUGUCAAUAAGAAAAUCAAGUUUUUCUAAUCUUUGAUUAAUCUGAUUAACCUCAUUUCUAAGUUUAGAUUCAUUAUCAUGAUGCAAUUCAUGAAUUCCUCUCUUCUUAUCCCUAUCAUAUAAUUCAAAAGAGGCUUGAUCUCUAGAAUUUUCACUUAAAUUCUCAUAAAGACUGUAAAUCUCAUCAGGGGUUUUCUCCAUAAAAGCUCCUCCACAUAUAGAAUCAAUCAUAUUUCUAUGUUGUUCUAAUAAUCCAUCAUAAAAAAUUCUAUUGAGCUGCCACUUGGGUAUAACAUGCUGAGGACAUUUUCUAAGUAAAUCUUUAAAUGUUUCCCAUGUCUCAUGUAAAGUUUCUCCUGGUCUUUGAGAAAAAUUCCAUAUAUGUUUUCUCAUAUUUUGAGUUUUUCCUAAGGGAUAAAAUUUUCGAAGAAAGGCCUGUUCUAUGUCUUUCCAGCUAGUUAAUUCUCUAUCUAAUGUGGAUAGCCAAUGGCUAGCUUUGUCCCUAAGUGUAUGAGGGAAUAAUUUCAUUUUAAUAAUUUCCGGUGUAACUUGAGGGAGAUUAACUAAAUCACAGACCAUAUGAAAUUUUUCUAAGUGCUGAUGAGGUUCCUCUAAAGGCAAUCCAUGAAAAUUAGGGAGCAUUUGAAAAAUUCUUGGAUUUAUUUCGAAUUUAACAUUGGGUGCUAAUGGGACUCUAAUAUUGGAUGCUCUUUGAAAUGAAUUAGGGAUAUAAUAAUUUUUCAUGGCCAUAGGAUUGUUCUCAGUUUGGCCUGUACUUUCUUUAGGAUCUAUCAAAAUUAAUUUUUCUUUCGGAUUUUUAGUUUUGAAUGAAAUAAUGAAAGGAUUUUCUAGCCUUGGAUGCAAGGAUCUUCUACCAUACAUAAAAAUCAAUGAAUUCGAGGGAAAAAGUUAGUAACUAUUACCCUCCUUCAGGAUGCUCCAGUCCUUGCCGUGCUUCUUUUCGUUCCCUUUUUCUAAUAAAAAUCAGCAAAAAGAAAAUAAAACAAGAGUUAAGUUUUUUUUUUUUUUGUACUCUAAGAGAAAAACAGAAAAAUACUAAAUAUUAUGCAAUACAUCCCUGACAACGUCACCAAAAUUUGACGUGACUUAGUCGUUGUAUAUUAAAUCACGCAAAUAUAAAAUUUAUAAAACUAGAAAAUACGAAUUUUCGGAUAUUUAGAAGUAUUUCUAAAUAAAUAUAUCAAUUAUAAUUCAAUAAAACUUCCAAAAAUAGCGGUAAUUUUACAAGUCGAUCACAGGGAUGUAAUAUAAUAUGUGGUAAUUAUUCAGAAUUUUUCUCAAUGAAUACGAUUUUCUAUGAAUUUUAUACUAGGAAAUAAAAAGGAAAUAUAUUUAAAAUUCACGAAAAAGGGAAAUAAGGGCGCGCGCGUCAGGAUGAUGUCAGCGCCUGGCAAACGCGAAUCGGGCGGAAACAGAGUUCCGCUCGGCGAUUCUUACGUAAGCGAUUACAGACGAUUUAAUUAAUCAAAUUAAGAUCUGUAAAAGCCGGAAGAAUCGUAAUAGAACAAAGUAUAUUUUGGUAAAUUAAAAUCACAAAGAAAUAUCACUAAAUGAAGUGUAAAAUAAGUUUAAAGUAGGAAAACAGAGUUCUGGCAUCGCGACGGCGAUGCAUCGGCGAUGCACCAGAAUCCUGAGCGUUCGGGAGGAUCGUUGUGCAGUGUCCACGGCCUCGAAGGCUCUUCUUGGACAAAGACGACGUGGGCAAUCUCUAGAUCUUCUUGCGAAGUCUAGAGAUUAAUGAAAUGGGUCGCUGAGUCGUCUCCGGUGGCUGUCACCCGGCAGAGCGGAAAAACGGCGACUUUGCGGCUCUCCGGCGGCUGUCACCCGACGGAGAGGAGCUGGAUGGAGGUGGGGCGCGUGUCAGGGAGCUUCAUCCUCAGGUCCGCGCAGCAAGAGGAGGCUCUUCAUCGCAUCUGGUACUCUCUUAGGAGGUGGCGACUCCUCUCCCGGCGGAUCGUCCUCUUCCCGACGACGGCUUGUUCGUCGAUCAAUUGGAGAUGA
Molecule: messenger RNA, 7672 nt
Organism: Spirodela intermedia
Lineage: Eukaryota; Viridiplantae; Streptophyta; Magnoliopsida; Alismatales; Araceae
Source: the annotation of a GenBank genome assembly